Messenger RNA from Colletotrichum orchidophilum, 453 nucleotides. RefSeq lists its product as uncharacterized. The coding region runs from base 1 to 453 and encodes 150 amino acids. The record is from RefSeq and is a predicted model, not a curated record. The transcript has a single exon. Lineage: Eukaryota; Fungi; Ascomycota; Sordariomycetes; Glomerellales; Glomerellaceae.
AUGCAGGCUGUCACCAAAUACCCACCCCAACUUCCAAGGUCGCAUAUCGGUCAGUUGAGGGACUGCAGUCAAGUAAGACGCAUCGAAUUCGCUUGCCCGCCGUUCAUGCCACCCACCCGUGCCGCGCCCCCUUCUUACAUGGCCAGCGUCCCCAAGCCUUCCACCUCCCGAAUUCCAACGCCAUCUCUGUUAGUUUCCGUCAUGUCUCGGCUCUGCUGCCUGGUAGGGCUGGCUGGACACAUGCACCGGCACCCCGGGCACUACUUGUGCGUAUGCUACCAGUAUGACCCAAGAGGCACGGUAGUGCGGCUGGGCCAUCGGGAGUGCUGGACCCUAGUCUGCCCAAGUUGCCCAACUUUCCACUUAGACCCGUCCCAUGACAUCUCUGUUCAUCAAGUCCAGCGUAAGGCCACCCUGUGGAUGAGCAAGGACGCACCACUAGGACCUAGAUAA